CCACCGUGUAUUUCCGGACGUGCGCAGUACGUUUUGCUCUCCGCCCCUUGUUUUCCUGGAUUUCUCCAACUGCAGCAGCGGCUCCAGUCAGCGCUACGACGCCCGAUUAAAAUAUGUCUACCAAGGUUGCCGUGGUAACCGGAGGCAACAAAGGCAUUGGGUUCGCCAUUGUCAGAGCGCUCUGCAAGCAGUACAAGGGUGAUGUCUACCUGACAGCCAGAGAUGUGGGGAGAGGUCAGGCGGCGGUGGAGUCUCUGGCGUCUGAGGGCCUGAAGGCCUUGUUUCAUCAGCUGGACAUCAAUGACCUGAACAGCAUCAGCAGCUCCGCUGCCUUCUUUAAGGAGAAGUACGGAGGGGUGGACGUCCUCAUCAACAACGCUGGGAUCGCAUUUAAAGUGGCAGACACAACGCCGUUCGCCAUCCAGGCCAAGGUGACCCUCGAGACAAACUUUUUCGCCACCAGAGACAUGCUGACUCACUUCCUGCCGCUGAUCAAAGCUGGAGGUCGUGUGGUAAACGUCUCCAGCUUUGUCAGCUGCAGAGCGUUGUCCCAGUGCAGUCCUGCGCUGCAGCAGCGUUUCCGCAGCGAGGACAUCACAGAGGGCGAGCUGGUGGGACUGAUGGAGCGAUUUGUUAACGAGGCCCAGAAAGGCGAACAUAAAGAGGGAGGAUGGCCCGAUACGGCGUACGGAGUGUCUAAACUGGGUCUGACGACUUUGUCCAUGAUUCUGGCUCGCCGUUUGUCUAAAGAGAGACCGAACGAUGGGAUCUUGCUGAAUGCCUGCUGUCCAGGGUGGGUGCGCACGGACAUGGCCGGCCCAAAAGCCCCCAAGUCACCCGACGAGGGCGCGGAAACGCCCGUCUACCUGGCCCUGCUGCCACCUGGAGCCACAGAACCUCACGGAAAGUUUGUGUCUGAGAAGGAAGUUCAGCCGUGGUGAAGAAGUUACAAGAAUCUCCUUUUUUAUCAUUCACCAAAACUUUCAUGUGGAAUGAGGUUUUCCACAAAUAAAUCAUCAGUACAGAGAUAUUGAGUGAAGGUCGUGUUUUACAGGAUGGUUUAGUUACUGGUGAACACUAAGAUAUAGUUUUUGGCAUCUAUUGACUCAUUAUGUUGCCUUCUCUGGUUAAAACCAUUAUCCCUUAUGUUUACUUUGUAAAAAUAAAAUAAACUGACUUUGAUGAGAUGAAAAUAACAGUUCUAGUGAUUUUUCUACAAUAAAAUACUUAUUUUCUAUUUUAGAUUACAUUAUCAUCAUGCCUGAAAAUAUCUUGUUCUUGAUGAUCGUUUUUCCUCCAACAAUCAAUGAAAAAGCAGAAAAUAUGUUCAGUGGCAUGCAGGUGAUUCAUAGAGGAGCAAAGACGUUCCCACAAACUGGAUCAAUCUGUGCAGAGAUAGAUUAAAGGGGAGGCAGAAGAAACGCAAAAAUAUGUAAAUAAUAAAGAUAAAUUUGGUGUUCCAGAUAUCUGAGUUAUUAAGACAGAAACACAGGUUAGACAAAUGAUCUUGUUUUUAGUGCACCGAGUAAGUGUUGCCUUAGUCUGAGCACACCUUGACCGCAAACCUGAACAACUUGCUUUUGUGUGCAUGACUCACCUGUGUAAAUAUAAAGGCAUUGUUAGAGCAGAGCUUCUGCAAAUCAGCUAUGAAGGCAGAGGAGAGCAAGGUGGGGCAGGAUGAAGACUCAGCAUUUAAAUACAAACCUGGGUUUAUAAACUAAGUUUUAGUCUGAAUCUGGUUAUUUUAGUGUAGUUUCUCAAUAUAGGCUGUUCUGAUUUGGGUCAGGUCACAAACCAAAAUCAGAUGUUUUAUUAUUAGUGUUUUAUUGUAUUUACAAUAAUCUAGUCAGGCUAUAUUUUAUGGAUUCAUACUGAGCUAACUUUGAUCAGCUGACUUGAUCAGACUUUAGCGGUAACUAAUCUGAUCAGGCUGAUCAACACACCAUUCUUUCUGAACCCCUUAAAGGAGCAGUUCACUGAAAAAAAACAUUUUUUAAAUUUUUAUUUCUGCUUAUAGUCGGCCACUCACGCUGAGGCUGCCAUGGUGAGGUUUGUUUCGUUUGGGUCUCCCCGCACAUGUGGGGGUGGUGGGCAACGAGCAGGUGGACUCAGUGGCCAAGGCGGCGCUUAAGAGUGGUGCAGUGGGGUUGGAGGUCGACAUGGGAUCCCCUGAGUAUUGUUCUGCAAUAGGCAGGGAGGUCCAUGAAGCUGUGGCAGGCCUCGGGAUGGUGGGGUGGUGGGCAGGGUGUUGUGUGAGUUGCACAGAAUGGUCGGAGGACAUGGGGUGGCUCUUGGUUUUUGGAGGAGGGACUCUGUGCUACUGAAUCGGCUGAGGAUGGGUCAUUGUGGUCUUCGUGGAGGGUUGUUUUUAGUGGGGAAACACUAAAUAAUCAGUUGUUUGUUGGACUGAACCAAGUAUAUUUUUUCAUGUUUGGGUUAGUCAUCCCCCAGUAAUCAAGCAAAUCAGUUGACAUACUAAAAUCACAAAGAAUACUGUCAUAUUCCGGUUUAUUCCCUCUCGGUGGUUGCCUAUCCAGCCAUGAGUUAGGUGCCAAAUUGAAAUCACCUCCUGUUAUAACCUGAUCAGUGCUAUAUCUAGUUCUCCACUGUUUAAUUAAUUUACUGAAGUUUGUCGUCAUGUUUCUAUUUAGAGACCUAUUAUUGUACCCAUAUACAUUGAUAAGAAGGAGCUUUUGUUCACAAAACUCUACUAUUACCAGGAGCCAAUGUCCCUUUUCAUCUCUUUUAUGAUCAAUAACGUUGCCAGCAAAAUUAUUAUAUAAAAUCAUUACUCCCGCCAAGUGAGCAGUACCACGUGAAAAAAGAAUACCAUCUCCCCAUUGAUGUUUCCAGAAAGUUUCAUCAUCACUACUGGAAUGUGUCUCUUGUAAAAACAAAAUGUUUGCCUAAAUUUCUAUGCAAAAUAAAAAAAAUGGCCUUGCG
Messenger RNA from Nothobranchius furzeri (turquoise killifish), 2943 nucleotides. Its product is annotated as carbonyl reductase [NADPH] 1. Gene Ontology annotation, molecular function: carbonyl reductase (NADPH) activity. Lineage: Eukaryota; Metazoa; Chordata; Actinopteri; Cyprinodontiformes; Nothobranchiidae. The record is from RefSeq and is a predicted model, not a curated record.